Pimephales promelas (fathead minnow) is the source of this 727-nucleotide messenger RNA. RefSeq names its product granulin a, tandem duplicate 1 (gene grna.1). NCBI's taxonomy places the organism in Eukaryota, Metazoa, Chordata, Actinopteri, Cypriniformes, Leuciscidae. The record is from RefSeq and is a predicted model, not a curated record. Gene Ontology annotation, cellular component: extracellular region.
UGGUAGGAGGGGCUAUGUGUAUAUAAAUAAGAGACAGUCAGAACAUUACAGGACAGCACAGACAGCAGCAAGGCACAGUCCACAAAGAAGAGACCCAGCAAGAUGUUUCCAGUGUUGAUGUUCCUCAUGGCAGCUCUUGUCGCUGCAGAACCACUGACGGAUCUCUCAGGCCCAGUAGAGUCUGAUAGUGAGUCUGUGGUGCACUGUGAUGCUCAUACUGCGUGUCCUGAUGGAACAACGUGCUGUCUGAGUCCUUAUGGUGUGUGGUUCUGCUGUCCGUUCCAAAUGGGUCAGUGCUGUAGAGAUGGAGUUCAUUGCUGCCGUCACGGUUAUCACUGCGAUUCGACAUCGACUCAGUGUUUGAGGGGGUGGAUGAGACUGUCGUCUUCUCCUCAGCCGGCCUCCAAAGCUAUCCAGAAAACUCAGGCUCUUGAAAUGCAGACCCAGACUGAGACUGUUCAUUGUGAAGGAAACGUCUACUGUCCAGCUGAGAAGUUCUGCUGCAAGACAGCAUACGGCCAGUGGGGGUGCUGCAGCGGGAUGGAGUUGUAAGUACAACCCCCCAUCUCAUCAAAGACUGAAGUGCAAGAGGCUUUCAAACUUCACUCUUGAGGGAAUAGAUUAAUCCUACAUCCAAGCUGAAUUCAUCUUUUUAUUAUUUCCCCCCAAAAUUGAUUGAAUUGCAAUAAAAUUGCAUUGGACUUUUAAUAAAAGAUUUUGCUUUUGA